UUCGUCUGAGGUGAGGUUGCUGUUGCAGCAGCCAGGAUGAAACAGUUCAAACGUUUUUCAACUUCACUCCCGUGUCUCCCAGAUCUCUUUGUGAGAGGAGGAUGAAAGGAUAAUCCACCAAGGAAUAACGGUGUUGUGGGUCAGGGAUCUGAUGCGCUCAGGAGUGAUGCAGUCAAAUGAGAAACCCAUCUGGUAUGACGUGUACAAGGCAUUUCCACCAAAGAGAGACCCGCUAUAUGUGAAGCCAUACACCAGAGUAAUAGUAAAAAGACCGGAUCUAGUUCCUGAGAUCUUUUACAAGGAGGAUAAAGUCAGAGCGAAAUUUUAUGAAAAGUAUGGUCCAAGUCCUCGGGUGUUUGAGCUCAUCAAGUCCUCCCAUGUGUCUUUAUCUCAGAAGUUUGUCGACAAGUACACAGAGCUCCAGAGCCAGAGUGAACUGGAUGAAACCGCUCUGUUCAAUGAAACGGCCAAAGCUUUACUGAAACAGGGCAUCCUUCUUAGGAGGAGAGGAGCUCAACCAACUGUGUCAGCAGUGUCCGCAGACGCUGUGGAGAAACUGAACAUCGAAGACGUGUGGACAGAGCAGCAGUCAGCCAGUGCAGACAGUGCAGAAACACAGCACGGUGAUACCCAGACAGACACAUCUCCAUCUGUGGACCUCAACACCUCAAAAACGACUGAAUGAGCUGCAGACACACACACACACACACACACACGCAGCGUCAGCUGUGGUCACCUGUCCAGACAUGGUCAUCUCAGAUCUGCUCCAGUGUCAGGAGGACUGUUUGGACGCCGUGUGUUUCCAAGAUGGAUUCUGAAGGAGACUCACGAAACAAAGACGUUACUAAACUAAAAUCCUGACUCCUCAACACAUGAACAUUGAUCUUAGACUUUUAAAAAUGUAACUGGUUACAAUGUGGAAAAACAUCUUUGUAAAAUGUUUGGUUGCAUAAUAUAUUAUUAUUAAAUAAACUAUGUUGCAUUACAA
Molecule: messenger RNA, 988 nt
Organism: Cynoglossus semilaevis (tongue sole)
Lineage: Eukaryota; Metazoa; Chordata; Actinopteri; Pleuronectiformes; Cynoglossidae
Gene: mrps23
Product: mitochondrial ribosomal protein S23
Exons: 5
Coding region: 152-685 (177 amino acids)
Biological process (GO): translation
Cellular component (GO): ribosome; mitochondrion
Molecular function (GO): structural constituent of ribosome
Source: RefSeq, a predicted model, not a curated record